This is a messenger RNA of Thermothielavioides terrestris NRRL 8126, 1798 nucleotides long. RefSeq lists its product as uncharacterized. The record is from RefSeq and is a predicted model, not a curated record. Lineage: Eukaryota; Fungi; Ascomycota; Sordariomycetes; Sordariales; Chaetomiaceae. Bases 191 to 1648 code for a protein of 485 amino acids. The transcript has 2 exons.
CGAUCAAUUUACUUUCUUCGCCCUAGCAACCGAUUGAACUGCGCUGUCCCCAUUCUCGCAACGAAACGUGGGCGGUUCAUCGCACGUGCGUCGCAUUAUGCAUCGCAAACAUUGCUUAGAUAUCACCGCUCGUUCGACAGGAGUUGCGUAGCACUUGACUUGCGCUCGACCACAUCGGCCCACUCCGAUCAUGGCGGACCUGGUUGAGCCGCCCAAGAAAAGGGCGCUGCCCUUCAAGCGCACCGUUCCGCGGAAGCAGCUGUCCGCUAUAGCCGCAGAGAAGACGGAUGAUGACAGCGAUCUCGACCUUUUUAGACAUUCCCAGGAAGUCUUUCCCGAGAUCCUCAGGGAAGUGCAGGAGGACCAGAAGGAACACGACCGCAAGCGCAGGAAGACGUCGCCGGACGGGGCUUCUUCUCAACGAAGGAGAGAGUUGUCGGCUGGCUCCCCACAUGCUGCCGCAUACCCACGGAAGGCAUCCGCAGCAAUGGAGGAGUCGGAUGACGACCUAAUAAUGGAUGUGAAGGGAAAGGGCAAAGAGAUCAUCGGGACGCGAACAAGGUCGGCACCCCGGACUCCUGUCUCAGCGAGUGCGACUCCAAGAACGCCAAGCUCCAAGAGAGGCACCCAGAUUCCCGCUUCGGGACGCGCAUCUCGGAAGUCCCACGGUUCACCAGGAGUUCCAAUCACCGUGCUGGAUGAUGGCAGCGAUUACGAUGACGGUGCUCAAACCCUGGGGUCUUCUUCUUCCAAGCCGCGAAGGUCGAGUGAACGGCUGAAUCCGCGCCGCCAGAAUCCGCGGAGCAACGACGACAACGAUGUCCCGGUGGAGAUCCUCCCUGGCCCCAAAGAGACCGAGGUGGAGGAAGUCGCGCCGGCCGCCGAGCAGCCCGACGAAUUCAGCGAGUGGGUGGCCAAGGCGCGCGAGAUGCAGGCCCAGCAGAGCCAGCAGGCCGUGGUGAAGCUCUUCAUGGUCUCGCAGCUGCCGGGCGCCGCGCCGCCCAUCCUCGUCAAGCGCCGGCUGAACCAGGGCGUGCAGCUGCUGCUGGACGUGUGGGUCGCUAACGCGCGGGCCAAGGGCGUGGAGAUCCCCGACGACGUCGCCAGCCGCCUGUUCCUCACCUGGAAGGGCAACAAGAUCUACAGCCACAGCACGCUCGCCUCGCUGGGCGUGCAGGUGGACGCGCAGGGGAACCUGGAGGGCCACGACGGCGAGGGCUACCACCGCGACGGCCUGCUCCUCGAGGUCUGGACCGAGGAGGCCUACGCGGCCUAUAUGGAGGAGCGCGGCAGGAAACGCGGUCUGAUCCUCGGUCCCGAGGACGACCUGCGCUUGGCCGCGGCGAGCGGGGAGGAGCCGUCGUCGCCGCCGCCGCCGGUGCAACAGCAGCCGCCGAGGAGGAAGGGCAUCAAGAUCGUCCUUAAGGCGAAGGAGCACGAGCCGCUCAAGCUGACCGGCAAGGACGAUACGACGGUGGAGGCGCUGAUCGAGGCAUUCAGGGCACAAAGGAGCAUUGGGCCGGAGUGGGAUGUGGCCAUAUAUUUUGACGGGGAGCGCUUGGAUCAGGAAUGCAUGAUCGCGGAUAUCGACGUCGACCCGGACGAGGCCAACCAGUUGGAGGUGCAUAUCAAGAAGGCCAAUCGUUGAGUUCGGGCAUGGGCAUAGGCAUGGGCACGGGCAUGGAUACGGAUGACUUCAAUGACCUGAUGGGAGUUUGGAGCAAUGAUACCCGGGAUUCCCGCAGCGGUGGAAGCAGGUCAAAUAUAUCAAUGAUUUUUCAGCCGUUAUGCUUUUUGC